CAGAGGCCUCACUCAGCAGCCUUAUCACAAACAGACUCGACCCUGUAAUAAUUAAUGGCUCUUGCUCAUCUCUCUCCUCCCCUCUCUCUAUCUCUAACUCGAUGGACUAUUUUUCCUCCUCGUUUGCAUCGUCGUCUCCUACGCUGCUACUCAAAGAAAAAGGAAACAAGCUUCACCGACCGAAUCCUCGACUACAUCGAAGGUGGGCCAAAACUGAGGAAGUGGUAUGGGGCACCGGAUCUCCUUCCUAAAGAUGGAGGUGUAGAAGCCAAAGAAGAUGAUAAUGCAGAAGAUGAUGAAGUACGUGAUGCGGUGUUGGUUACCGAUGGAGAAAGCGAAAUGGGACAGAUGGUUAUAUUAUUAUUGAUUCUUAGAAGAGCUCGUGUGAAAGCUCUAGUCAAGGACAAAAGGGCUGCUACUGAUGCUUUUGGGACUUAUGUUGAGUCAAUGACUGGAGAUACCAAUGACAAGGCAUUCCUCACAAAGGCAUUAAGAGGAGUUCAUGCAGUAAUAAGCGCUUCAAAUGAUGGUUUCUUUUCUGACAUUGGACGAACAAAGGGUGUUCAACACAUUGUACUUCUCUCUCAGUUGGCAGUCUAUAGAGGUAGCAGUGGGCUUCAGGCCAUCAUGAACAGCAAGGCGAAGAACUUGGCAGAGAGAGAUGAAGAGAAUGUUAUUGGGUCUGGGAUCCCUUAUACUAUAAUAAGAGCUGGUUUGCUACAAAAUACUCCUGGUGGCAAGCAAGGUUUCUGCUUUGAAGAGGUUACAAUCUUCCAAUUAGUAGUACGUAAGCACUUAAGCAGUAGCCCCCUCGAUUGCUUCUACAGAAGAUACAAAAAGCUCAGCAAAGAGGAUGCAGCUUUUGUAUGCGUGGAGGCACUUGAUGCAAUUCCUCAGAAAGGACUCAUAUUUGAGGUGACAAAUGGAGAGGAGAAGAUUUCAGACUGGAAAGAAUGGUUUGCUAUAAUGCUAAGCAAGGAGAGCAGUUGAGUUGAGGUAGUGGUGCACGAGUUUGCUUACAAAGUCAUCUGCUAGUAUGAUGAGCAAAGCGGCAAUGUGGAUUGUGAUGGUUUGAUUUGUAUAUUUAAUUUUCUUCUUCAAAGAAAUGUAUGUGAAUGUCUUGUUUAUGUUUACAUAGAUAUGAAAUGUGAAAAUCUUACUUGAAUAAAUUUGUGAUUACUCCUACCA
Messenger RNA from Asparagus officinalis (garden asparagus), 1188 nucleotides. RefSeq lists its product as uncharacterized. Gene Ontology annotation, cellular component: chloroplast. The transcript has 10 exons. The coding region runs from base 55 to 990 and encodes 311 amino acids. NCBI's taxonomy places the organism in Eukaryota, Viridiplantae, Streptophyta, Magnoliopsida, Asparagales, Asparagaceae. The record is from RefSeq and is a predicted model, not a curated record.